Molecule: messenger RNA, 1780 nt
Organism: Paramecium octaurelia
Lineage: Eukaryota; Ciliophora; Oligohymenophorea; Peniculida; Parameciidae
Source: the annotation of a GenBank genome assembly
AUAAAUGAAUCCCAUUCGUGUCUAUCCACUUAAAUUUACAAAUCAAGAUUCUAUGGCAAAUUCUCCAGGCCUAAAAAAGAAAGCUUAGCCUUCUGAUCGUGCAUACACUUUUCAAUUAAAGUAUCUUCAAAUUAGAAAUUAGUCCUCCUUCACAACAGAGUAGAAGCAAUCAGAAAAGACAUCCAACAGGAGGUAUCAAUGCACAAGAUGAAAAAAUAAAGAUUGUAUCAAUGAAAUUUUGUUAUCUUAUCGUAGGUUACUUAAAAGAAAUUAUAAUUACUUUAACCAUCUAGCUAUUCUCCAAAAAAGAGAGUAAUCAGCAACAAUGACAAACCAUACAUCUUCAAAUUCUCAAAUUAAUCAAAUGAAGUAUCAUUGAUGUAAAAUAAUUCAUAGUCACUUUCCCCAACAAAAUUGCCAAAUUUGAAAAGAAGCGAAUCAACCAAUGCUCCCUAGGAACUUUAAUCUAAGAUUGAUUUAACCUAGUCUCAAAGAAGAAGUAAAAGAACCGAUGCUAGUAAUACAGAAAACACUCCAUAAGUACAAUCAUAAAAUUAUAGUUAAGAAUAAAACUUCUUUUCUAAAAUUAUAUUAGGAUUCCUCUCCAAAAUUGCGUUCAAUCUAGAGUAGGGUGAGUUCGUAGGCUAUUGUAUAAGAUAUAAAAAUCAAACCUAAGAUGCCUUAAUAAGUGAUAAUGUUGCAUGGAAGAUCAACUAGUCAAGCUGCGCUAGUCAAUUCAAAUGUGACAGAAGAUGAUGAACUUUAAGAUUUUGUCUAAUUGUUUCUAUCGAAGUAUGUUAGAUAACCAUAUAUUAUUUAGAACUUAAGCUGGUUAAAAUGGAAAUAAAUAGACUAAAACAAAUCAAGAUUCCAUCAUUAUCUCGAAUAAUUUUGGAGGCAUAAAAAACAGGUUAGAUAGUUAAUAAACUUAGAUAUUUAUUCUCAGUUUGCGAUGGUCAUGGAGUUUAUGGACAUCAUGUUUCGCAAUUAAUCAAAAAGGUCUUACCAACUAUAAUCGAUUAACAAUUGAAAACAUUUAUUGGGAAAUAGGAAAUUGAUAUUGGUGAAGAUUUAUAUUCAGAAGUAGAGAAGACCUUUUAAAGUAGUUAUUAAAAAAUGACUAAAGAUUUAGUAAGUAUUUAUAUAAAAUUAGUCUUCUUGUGGAAUUGAUAUAUCAUUUAGUGGAUCUACUUGUUCAACUGUAUUUGUUUCUGGAAAUAAUCUAUGGUGUGCCAACAUUGGAGAUUCAAGAUCAGUAUAAAAUGUUUGAUUCAUAAAAUAGAUUUUCAUUGAGUAGAUUGGAGAGUCCAACAAAUGGAAGAUAGUUGAAUUAAGCAAUGAUCAUAAACCAGAUUUACCAAGCGAAAAGAGAAGGAUUUUGGCCAGUAAAGGAAGAGUCUAGCCAUUCGUAGCUGAGAAUGGGCAAAACAUUGGACCAGCCAGAGUUUGGUUGAUGCAUGAACAAAUCCCAGGAUUAGCUAUGAGUAGAUCUUUUGGAGAUUAUGUUGCAUCCACAGUUGGAGUAAUAUCAGAUCCAGAACUAAUUUAUCACAAGAUGACUUAGAAGUGUGGAUUUUUGGUGGUGGCUAGUGAUGGAGUAUGGGAGUUUUUAAGCAAUGAUGAGAUUCAACAUAUUAUCUGCAGUUAUUGGAGUCCGUAGAUGAAUGCUAAGAAAAUUGAUGAGAUGGUGGAAAGCAUUAUAAGGGAAUCUACUAGAAGAUGGCAAGAAGAGGAUGAUGUGGUUGAUGAUAUUUCAAUAAUUAUUGCAUAUUUCUCUUGA